ACAGUAACCCGAGAGUGUGUCGGGCGGGAGACGCAACUCGAGGGAGGGAGGGAGCAGAGAUGCGUGUGUGUGUUUGGGGGCGAAGGGGGACUUGAAAGCGCGAGAUGGGAGAUCUCAAAGUUUUCUAGAGGGCGGCCCACAUGGUGCUUUUGAAUCCCUUUAGCCGAGCCUCAUGACAAAAGCUCACAGUAGUUCAGGUUCAUUCACGUCGGCUCACACGCGUGCAACUGGCUCACGAGCAGAGGCGUCCCUCACAUUGACUCACUGCUCUGUGGUCUCAUGGUGGACUUUUGACCUGACUGGAAGGAGAGAAGACAAAGAGAAGAACAACAACAACAACAACAACUCUUUCACAAGUGGAAGAGGAAGAAUGGGAUAAAAAACGUCAGAGAGAAAAACAACAAGUUCCCCUUGAGGAGAUGGACUGAGGCGAAGGGAGGAGGAGGGACAGAGAGGACGAAACAUCUGGAUGGACAUGGGCCGAGAGCGCCUCACGCGUGGAUUUCUGCUGCGUUUGGGUGUUCUGCUCACCGCCGUGUGUGUGUGCGUCCAUGUGUACCUGGAGACCAGUUGGCGAGGAGCACCUGGUCCCCCCUCGGGACGUCUCACCCGGUCCGCUCAGCAGAGCAGGGGCCAAGUGAGCAGAACCAAACCUGGACCGGAGGAGCGGGACAGGAGCGUCAAAAGGAGAAUCUCUUAUGUUCGAACACUAAAGAAGGACAGCCGAGGGGAGCCCCCACCUGUCCUCCGCCCGCACAGGAAGACUCUUCGGUGGCACAUCGACUGGGAGCCCUGGGCCGGGGAGAGGCAUUCUCUGCAGGAGGAAGCCGAAAGGUUCCUCGACUACAUCACAACGCCUCAAGUGCCGUGUGCGUCGCUUGCUGGUGUGGAAGCUGCUCCUGAGGGAACCAAGGGAGCCUGGGCUGCAUGUCUGGACCCCAACUACAGCCUGACCCACAGAAUACGGAGCAAACACUGCCGGGUGUACUCUUUUGGGCUGGGUGAGGAUGACCGAUCCCUGGAGCGGUCUCUCGCGCAGGCCGGAUGUGAGGUGCACUGCUUCGAUCCCAGUCAGAAGCAGCCUCACCUGCAGCAGGCUGACAUGUGGCUGCACCGGCUCACCGUGGACUGGAGGGACCCCAACCCGGCCGUCGCCGCUCAGCGCCCGUACGCCAGCACCAAGAAACUGGCCACGAUCCUCAAUGACUUUGGACACAGAGAGGUGGAUGUGCUGAAGGCAGACAUGGAGAGCGCAGAAUGGAAGAUCUUGGAGAACCUGAUCCUGGAAGGAGUCCUGGACUCAGUGGGUCAGCUGUUGUUGGAGAUUCACCUUCACUGGGCGGGCUUUGAGGUGGGAGGUGAUGAUCCGACCGUGGUGCGCUACUGGUUCAGCCUGCUGAGGGAACUGGAGCGCGCAAACUUCCGCCUCUUCCACGUGGACAGCGACCCAGGCGCACCUCACCUCUUUCUGCACAAGAACGUGCUGAACGCCAGCAGCGCCUACACCCUGAGCUGGGUGAACACGGGCUGGAAGCCUUGAAGGAACCAAAGAAAACGCAUGUACACCUUCGCUAAAAAAGUUUGCAAUCAGAGCAGUUUUCUUUUUUUAAACGAUAGACUUCCCAAAUCUCGCCUGGCCUUUUUCUUUUGAUUUGUGCUCCUACUCAACCCCACCUGGCCUGCAAUGAGGUCAUCCGCGUGCAGGGGUGGAGAGCAGAGGCGUUUCUUUCUAUACCUCAGAGUGUCAGCGUUGUUGGCUGCAGGUCAGCUCCUUGAAUCACGUCCUUUGACAAUCUGUCCAGAUUACAAUGGUCUGAGCUCAUCAACUGAACUAAAGAAAAUUCAUACAGGAUUGAUUACAGGAGCAAGUAGAUCCUGCCAAAUUGAUAGUAAGUGGAUAUUUAGGGGGGGGAGAGGGGGAGA
Pungitius pungitius (ninespine stickleback) is the source of this 1923-nucleotide messenger RNA. RefSeq names its product methyltransferase like 24 (gene mettl24). Lineage: Eukaryota; Metazoa; Chordata; Actinopteri; Perciformes; Gasterosteidae. The record is from RefSeq and is a predicted model, not a curated record. The coding region runs from base 470 to 1540 and encodes 356 amino acids. The transcript is spliced from 5 exons.